GCCGAACUCGAUACGCAGAUCGCGAUAAUCGCUGUCAUCAUCAGGAGAUUUCUUUUAUCGUUUUCCUCGAUUUUAAUAAAAUACUAUGACCAGUUACAUUGAUAAAGGACCUCAGCCCGUUGGAGGAAAAUUCCUCAGCUUCGACCACAUAAGAUUCUGGGUCGGAAAUGCAAAGCAGGCUGCCAGUUUCUAUCGAUGCAGGAUGGGAUUCGAACCAUUGGGAUAUCGUGGCUUGGAAACUGGAUCCAGACAAACAGCUACGCACGUCGUGAAACAGAACAAAAUCAUAUUCGUGUUCGAGUCUCCGUACGAGCCUGACGAUGGAGAAAUAUCGAAACAUCUCUCUCGACACGGGGACGGCGUCCGGGAUGUAGCAUUCAGCGUCGAAGACAUCCAUACAAUCGUGCAGGUAGCCAAAGAAAAAGGCGCCAAAAUAGUGCGUAAUAUAUGGGAGGAAAGUGAUGAAUUCGGCACUGUGAGGAUGGCUACCGUUAAAACCUACGGCGACACGCUCCACACGCUCAUUGACAGGACAAAGUAUAAGGGUUUCUUUCUGCCAGGCUUUGUAAAGGCACCGGAAGAUGUUCUUCUCAAACAUUUGCCACAGACACAUUUGAAUUUUGUGGACCACGUGGUGGGUAAUCAGCCCGACAAACAGAUGGAAUCCAUUGCGAAAUGGUACGAGGAGUGUUUGCAGUUUCACAGAUUCUGGUCAGUUGAUGAUACACAGUUGCAUACGGAAUAUUCCGCACUACGAUCCAUCGUGAUGACGAAUUGGGAAGAGACGGUGAAGAUGCCGAUCAACGAGCCCGCAUCCGGAAAGAAACGUUCCCAGAUCCAAGAGUACGUCGAGUACUACGGUGGUGCUGGUGUACAACACAUAGCUCUCAACACAAGCAACAUUAUUACAGCGAUAACAAAUCUGCGUGCCAGAGGAAUGGAGUUUCUUAACGUGCCCGACAGUUAUUACGAAAUGCUCAGAAACCGCCUAAAAGCCAGUGGCACGAAAAUCGUGGAAGACUUGGAUAUAUUGCAGAAAUUGAAGAUAUUAAUAGACUACGACGAGAACGGCUAUCUUCUACAAAUAUUUACGAAAAAUAUGCAAGACCGGCCGACGCUGUUCAUAGAAGUUAUACAGAGGCGCAAUCAUAAUGGUUUUGGCGCUGGCAAUUUCCAAGCAUUGUUCGAAGCAAUCGAAUUGGAGCAGGCAAAACGUGGAAAUUUAUAGAUUAUUAACAUUAUUAAUAUAUAUUUGUAAAAUUAAUAAUAUAUAAAACUUUUAUUUUUCUAUUUCUCUAUCUCAGCAAGUAAUACUAACAAAAGGCAAAAAAUGAGUAUUUUCGGUACUUAAUUAUAUAGCUACUCUUAUAAUUUUCUAUAAUGAAAUAUCACAUUAAAAACAUUAUGCUACUUCUCCGCUUCAAAAUUCAUUCGGCACGGUCAUACCUAAAUAUCCUGCCGCGUAUUAUUAAUCAAUAAUAAAUUUAUGCACAUCAUAAUAGUGCUGUGUGUUUGGUCGCUAUCGACAAAAAUGUCAAGGUUUUACUUUUUCGCGUCUGUGGAAUAGAUAAUCAAUUUGUCCGAUUAAUUCCGUAUUCUUGUAUAUUUAAUGGCCAACAUUUUUGUAUUACAAAAAUACACAGCAUUAAAUGUAAAAUAUGUUACAAUACAUUUUGAAGCGUAGUGAUGCAAAUAUAUUACCUGCCGUCAAAAA
This is a messenger RNA of Nylanderia fulva, 1714 nucleotides long. RefSeq names its product 4-hydroxyphenylpyruvate dioxygenase (gene Hpd). Gene Ontology annotation, biological process: L-tyrosine catabolic process. Gene Ontology annotation, cellular component: endoplasmic reticulum membrane; Golgi membrane. NCBI's taxonomy places the organism in Eukaryota, Metazoa, Arthropoda, Insecta, Hymenoptera, Formicidae. The record is from RefSeq and is a predicted model, not a curated record. Gene Ontology annotation, molecular function: metal ion binding; 4-hydroxyphenylpyruvate dioxygenase activity; lactoylglutathione lyase activity.